Brassicogethes aeneus is the source of this 2494-nucleotide messenger RNA. NCBI's taxonomy places the organism in Eukaryota, Metazoa, Arthropoda, Insecta, Coleoptera, Nitidulidae. The record is from the annotation of a GenBank genome assembly.
AUCUGACGAUUUGCUGGUAUUGUUAUGACAAGCGAGAUAAAUUUCAGGACAAGUCCGACUGUGUUGUCUAUGGAGAAUGUUAUCAACGUUGCCGAUUGUUGUCGGGCCUGUUUGAGAAAUGACUGCCCAUUAACCCCAACUAAUGCCCAAGAUAGUGAUUCGAUUAAGUUUUGCGAUAAGUUGUUUGCUUGUGUACAGGAAAUAAUUUGGCAGAAGGAUAAUAUUUCCACCUUACUAUGUACAAAUUGCAUCGACCGCCUUAGAAUAUCCUAUGACUUUCGGAUAGUGUGUCUCAACUCAGAUCAAACUCUACAAAGGUUUUUAGCGAAUCCACACGAAGACAAAAGAAUAUUAACAACCCCCACAAAGUUUGAUUUUACCAUACCAACUACCACACAUGAAACAAUAAAUGGGAUAAUAGAAGACCCCCAAAACACUGAGUACAUACAUUUAAAACAUUUUCUUGAUAAUGAAGAAGAAUUAAACAAACCAGAUGAACUUGGUGAUGUUAACUCGAGAAGUACAACUCCAGAAAACACGACCACAGAGUAUCUUGCAACAAGCAACCAGCAAAUUCAACACAUACAAACCGAACAAAUUCAUCACCAUGUCGAAAUUCAAACUCAGCAAAUUCAGAAUGCUCCAGUUCUUAUAGAAACUCUUAAAUCCACCAAUGUUAUACUGCAGAGCGACGUUAAAAAUUAUGUGGGGCAGAAUGUACAAAUCAGUCAGAUCGAUAAUCAAAUUGCCCAUCAACUUCAGCCAAUACAGAUUCAGGUGCAAGAAACAGUACAGCAACCUGCUCCCACUGUUGUGGUGCCCAGGCAGGUUAUAAAAAGAACAACAGGCAUUCAGUGUAGACCGCUGACGCCCGAUCCUGUCGCGCCCCAAACGAAGCAGUUUAAGUGCAACGUGUGCGGCAAAGACUAUCGCAAGAACGCCAACCUGCGAAUCCACAUGCGAACGCAUACCGGCGAAAAGCCGUUCGAGUGCAAGUACUGCGAGAAACGCUUCUACCACUCCUCGCAUCUCAGGGAACACAUACGCAGGCACACCGGCGAAAAGCCCUUCAUGUGCGCCGUGUGCAACAAGAGAUUCACUAUUAAAGGCGAGCUCACGAUGCACAUGAAAAGUCACACGGGCGAAAAACCGUACGCGUGCACUUGCUGCGAACGGCGUUGCCUGACCGCUGCCGAUCUCAAGGUGCACAUGCGCACGCACACGGGCGAGAAACCGUUCGGGUGCGACACGUGCGGCAAGAAGUUCGCCAGCACCUACAUCCUGAACUCGCACAUCAAAACGCACACCGGCGAACGGCCGUACUCGUGCACGGUGUGCGAGAAAACCUUCACGCAGUCGUCGCACCUCAACGUGCACAUGCGCAAACACACCGGAGAAAAGGUGAGCUGUAAGCAGUGCGACGCGAAGUUCACGCACUCCUCGCAGCUGACGGUGCACAUGCGCGAGCACACCGGCAAGCAGCCCUACAAGUGCACCAUGUGCGACAAGGUGUGCAACUACGCGUCCGAGCUGCAAACGCAUCUCAUGAAACACACGGGCGAAAAGUUUACGUGCGUCACUUGCGACAAGAAGUUCACCACCGCCGCGUAUCUGCAGGAACACACUAGGACGCAUACCGGAGAGAACUUGUCCACUUGUACCAUAUGCGAUAGGCAAUUUACUCGACACCAGUACCUGGAGAAGCACAUGCGCACUCACACCGGCGAGAAGCCGUACGUGUGUUUCAUAUGCGGGAAAAAGUUCACGCAAUCGUCGAGCCUCACGGUUCACAUACGCAUACACACCGGGGAAAAACCUUACGCGUGCACGCUGUGCGACAGAAAGUUCACCACCUCUUCGGAUCUCUCGAUGCACAGCAAGAAACAUAAAAAGUACAUCGAUCUUUGAGAGGAUCAAAUCGCACAUGUGGAUUUUAGGUAAGAGUUUUCCAAGUAUGUACUAGGUAUCUAGUCAUGUCAUCAAUUGUGUCCCUAAUUUAAAGUUGAGCCGUUCAUUUGAACAUUAACAAAUGUGUAUACUAAGGAGCAAAUAGCUGCUAAAAGUUUGGUGCUAAAAUGAAAAUAUUUUAUAUUUAUUGAUUUUGGGAGACUGCUAUUUGCUGCCUAUACUUUGAUGUGUUCCAUUUGAAUUUAGAAAACUGCUUGAUUAAAAAAUUGAAGUAAGGAUUUUUUAAAACUAUAUUGCCUAAAUUCAAAUGGCAUAUUUUCCUAUUAACAGGUGAACUAACCUACAUCUAAACCCUAUUAUAUAUUAUAUAUAAGACUGCUUUAAAAUAUCUAAUUGCCCCUUUAAAAAUAAUUAAACACGAUCUCGUUUAUUCUUAAAAGUCCCAAAUAAAAAAUGCUUGCUAUAGAACCAAUAAGAAUAAAAAUAAUUUAUUGUAUGUACUCAUUUAUUGUAGGUAUGUAAUUUGUAAUAAAGAUUAAUUUAUUUCAUUGAAAAUCGUCCAAAUUUUUAUGUAUUUUAAAUAAAU